CCAUGAGAUGUAUGUCUCUUGACUUCAAUAAACUGAAACUGAAUCUGAUUGUAGGUAACCGCUAGACAACAUGCUUUAUGUUGUGAUUUGUGUGGCAGAUGGCAGCAUCGCACUUGAGGCACUGGUGUGUCACAGGAGGUGUGCUGGGAGACGAUGAGAGGGAGAGGACUUGACCGUUGGAUUUGCCAGAACUGUUCUCAGGAUCUGCCUGUUCACGAGAGCACCAGACUGAGUUUAUCCACCAACAGGACUGCACAAAUCUCCAUCGACGAGACCAGACCAGUACCAGAGCCAGAACCCAUGGACAUUGAGCCAUCCAUUGUGGAAUGCCUCCCUACACCCCCUGCAGUGACGCUAUUUACGGCUGACUUUGAGCGUGGUAUAAGGAAGGGAUUACAGGAGGUCUUCCCCGAGGCCAGGAUCCGUGGUUGCGUGUUUCACUGGUCUAAGGCAGUGUACACCAAGGUCCAGGAGAAUGGACUACAGGUUGCAUACAGAGAGAGAGACGACGUCAACAAGUGUGUCCGGAAGUUGAUGGCUCUCCCUUUCAUCCCUGAGGAGCACUUCGUUCCUGCCUUCCAGAGGAUAAGCAACUCCGUGGGGGAGGAGGGACCCUUGAGGGAAGUUGUUGACUAUGUCCAACGGACAUGGAUCAACAACCGCACCUGGCCUGUGUCAUCCUGGUGUACCUUCAACCAGUCCAUCCGGACAAACAACGAGGUUGAAGGCUGGCACACCAGGAUGAACAUGCAGAAGGCCCAAGGGUCCCACAACCUGCCAUUCUACGUCCUCCUAGACCUCCUGAGGAAGGAAGCUGACCUCCUCCCCCUGCAGAGACGCCUGGUCAGUGAGGGGAAGCUGCAGAGGCUGCAGAGGAAGUCCACCAGAAAGGUAACAUGAAUUUCAAUUAAUAAUUGAUAUAUUUUAAAUUAA
This is a messenger RNA of Saccostrea echinata, 933 nucleotides long. Its product is annotated as E3 ubiquitin-protein ligase RNF12-B-like. The transcript has 6 exons. Gene Ontology annotation, molecular function: transposase activity; DNA binding. The record is from RefSeq and is a predicted model, not a curated record. Lineage: Eukaryota; Metazoa; Mollusca; Bivalvia; Ostreida; Ostreidae. Bases 154 to 900 code for a protein of 248 amino acids. Gene Ontology annotation, biological process: DNA transposition.